Molecule: messenger RNA, 939 nt
Organism: Dovyalis caffra
Lineage: Eukaryota; Viridiplantae; Streptophyta; Magnoliopsida; Malpighiales; Salicaceae
Source: the annotation of a GenBank genome assembly
AUGUCUCUCUUACUCUUUAUCCUGCUUGCAUUUCUUGGGUCAUUCAUUUACAUCCUACGAGCCUCCAUAUACCGGCCAACUAAUGAUCGGAAACUGCCGCCAGGACCUCCAACCUUACCAAUCAUUGGUAACCUCCACAUGUUAGGCAACCUCCCACAUCGAACCCUUUCCCACUUAGCCAAGAAAUAUGGUCACAUCAUGUCACUGAGGCUGGGCUAUGUUCCAACCAUUGUGGUAUCAUCACCUCAGGUAGCUGAGCUUAUUCUUAAAACCCAUGAUGCCAUUUUUGCAAGCCGCCCAAAGUUCCAAGCUUCAAUGUACAUGUCCUAUGGUACAAAGGGCAUGGCUUUUACAGAGUAUGGACCUUAUUGGCGCAACGUUAAGAAAUUGUGCACAUCACACGUUCUCAAUUCAUCAAAGAUUGAGUUCUUUGCACCAUCAAGGAGAGAAGAGGUAGGAUUGUGUGUAGACUCAAUAAAGAAAGCUGCGGCGGCGCAUGAGGUGGUGAAUGUCAGCACGGCGGUUGGCAACCUAAUUCAAAACAUGACUUAUAGGAUGCUUUUUGGAGAAAGCAACGAUGAUGAAAUCGACUUAAGGUCUCUUGUUAAGGAGUGCGUGCUCUUGGCAGGAGCUUUCAACAUAGCGGACUAUAUCCCUUUCUUCGGCGCAUUUGAUAUUCAGGCCAUGGACAAACUCCUAGAGAAGAUAAUUGAUGAGCAUGAACAAGAUGUUCGUAGGCUAAAAGAUAAGCCAAGAGAUUUCGUUGAUGUGUUGCUUUCAUUGUUGAACGAUGGCAACGACUCCUCCGAUGAGAAGGCAUUUGUGAUUGAUCGAAGUAAUGUCAAGGCAAUUAUCAUAGACAUGAUUGUAGGUUCACUGGACACUUCGCCACAACAAUUGAAUGGACAUUUUCCGAACUUCUUAGGCAUCCACGUAUAA